GGAGGCUCAGCCUGGCAGAUCACCUCACUAGCCUACUAAACAAACGUUCUGUCUCGGCUGUGAAAGAUGUCUAACACUGUAACGACCGCAGCUAACAGGGUGGUGGUCAUCACCACUGUACAACCCGCGGGGAACGGGAUGGGGGUCACUUCUGCCCCUCAUUUCAUGGGACAGACGGUGUCCAAAAAGCUCGGACGUUUCCAGUUAGGGCAUCCAAAAGCACUUGGGACAGUGCAAAUCAUGAUUGCUUUGGUAAUGCUGUUGAUAGGAAUCGUAAUGGCCUGGUCACCACGUCCAGACAAUAUUGGAGUCCUUAGUGGAAUCUUUGUAUGGGGGUCUAUAAUUUUUGUCAUUGCUGGCUCUCUUACUGUUGCUGCUGACAACCACCUGAAUAAAUGUCGAGUGCAAGGCUCUCUGGGAAUGAAUGUUGUUGCCGCAGUUACGUCUUUCUUCGGCCUCUUUCUGUAUUCUAUGGACACUGGGGGUAUCAUGCUGUACUACUACUGUAAUCAUCCAUCGAGUCACGGCCAUUAUUAUGAUACAGACAUUGUGUCCGGAAGCUGUCCAGCUUAUUUGACCAGAUCUCAAGGAAUUUCGGGUGUUUUGGUAAUUUUGUCGCUGCUGGAGUUUAUAGUGUCCAUCUGUGUUUCGUCCUUCGGCUGCAAAGCCGUCUGUCAGUGCUGCAAGUGCUGCCACACACCUGAGACUGUGAACUACCCACAGGAACCUGAGUGGGGUAGUAUGGGUACAGGGUUUCAACAGUACAACCCGCCUCCACAAUACACAGCCGUCUUCCCCUGAAAAACAGACCUCACAUGGAUAUUUUUCAUGUUGAAGUCAUCUUUUAGUCUUGGCCGAUGUUUCCUUCUACACAAAAUCAACUUUAUUGAUAGGCCUGUUUUAGCAAUUAAAUAAAUGUAUGUUUUAAUGUAGACCUGUUUUUAAUACAUUUAAUCAUGUUUUAUUAUUUUUAAUUCAUUGCGUGGCCCGCGAGCCACAGAUGGGCCCUGGUGGCAGAAUGUGUGGCCCUUGAUGUGCCCACCAUUGCAUUAAGGGUUGCAUGGUUUUGUCUGGUGGUAUUCCUCAAACUGAUGAUUUAUCAACCAAAGUGUGUCUAUACCUACAUUUCCUACUAAACAAAAUCAAGUUUUAUUCUAGGCCUGUGUUGUCUAUUAAAUUAAUUUAACUUAAAACCUAGGCCUGUUUCCAAAUACAUGUGAUCAUGUUCUUGUCUAGGCCUAUGCUUCCUAUUAACCAAAAUUGUGUGUAGAUUUACAGCAGUUUUUUCUAUUAAACAAGAUAAUCUUAUCUAUACUUCUAGAAUCAGUGUAUCUUAAAUUCACUCCAGGAUUCAAUGUUUUGUAUCUGCUGUGUAGUUAGUUGAGGGGUUUGUGGAGUAAUACUGGAGUGGUGAUUACUUAAAAUAAAA
This is a messenger RNA of Esox lucius (northern pike), 1429 nucleotides long. RefSeq names its product membrane-spanning 4-domains subfamily A member 4A-like. The record is from RefSeq and is a predicted model, not a curated record. Bases 67 to 801 code for a protein of 244 amino acids. Gene Ontology annotation, cellular component: membrane. NCBI's taxonomy places the organism in Eukaryota, Metazoa, Chordata, Actinopteri, Esociformes, Esocidae. The transcript has 6 exons.